Molecule: messenger RNA, 1800 nt
Organism: Macadamia integrifolia
Lineage: Eukaryota; Viridiplantae; Streptophyta; Magnoliopsida; Proteales; Proteaceae
Product: protein MCM10 homolog
Exons: 11
Coding region: 159-1376 (405 amino acids)
Biological process (GO): DNA replication; DNA replication initiation
Cellular component (GO): replication fork protection complex; nucleus
Molecular function (GO): single-stranded DNA binding; DNA replication origin binding
Source: RefSeq, a predicted model, not a curated record
AAGGUCUUAUCCCUUUCUCUUUAUUUCCUUAGGAGUCUGUCUCCGUCUACGACUGUUAAAGCGAGAGAGGGCCUCGAUACAUUUCAAAAGGAUCAGACUUGAUUUCUUAAGAUUCAUAGUUAUUCUUAGCAGCGGAGAGUGAGAGGGAGAGGAAAUCCAUGUCGACCCACCAAGACGAUCUCGAUCUCCUUCUCUCUCUUCAAGAUAGGGUUUUGGAGACCCCACCUGCUUCUCCUUCCACCCUUCAAUCGGCGGAACCAGGUUACCUGUCCGACGAUGGAUCACCCAAGCGGGUCCGGAAGGCUGACAUGUCUGUCUUCAGAGAUUCUGUCGGAGAGUACCUUAAAGAUGAACCUAACAUCGUCGAUAAAGCUUCCAGGUUGAGCAAACCUAAGAACUCAAAUGAUGUUGAGGUCGAUAAAUUCUCGGGUCUGCGGUUUCGGAUGCCCUUGGUAUCAGCUGCAGAGCUGAGCAACCAGUUAUCUGAUAUUCGUUUUGUUCAGUUGCCAGCAAUAAGGAAUUUGAUUGUCAGUGAUAACCUUUCUGGUUGUUGGGCCACUGUCGGAGUUCUUGUUGAAAAGGGGGAUCGGAGAGUAAGCUCCACUGGGAAGAACUUCUGUAUAUGGAGAAUUGGGUGUUUGGAUGAAAACACAAUUCCAGUGUUCUUGUUUGGGGAUGCUUACACGAAGAACUGUAACGAGAUGUUAGGAACCGUCUUUGCAUUUUUCAAUGCUGGUGUACGCAAGGAUACAAAGGACCCUGGGUUUUCUCUCAGUUUGUUUUCGGCCAACCAUAUUUUGAAGAUGGGAACUUCUGUGGAUUACGUAGUUUGCAAAGGAAAGAGAAAGGACGGGAUGGCUUGCACGGUUGUCUUAAAUAAGCGUAAUGGGAUCUAUUGCAAAUACCAUAAGUCGAAAACAUACAAUAAAUAUACGGUUGUGCGUUCUGAACUCAAGGGAGGGAACUUGAGAACAGCCUUCAGAGAUCCCCUUAAUGCGGAAGGGAUUUACUUGGUGGAUCCUCUUGGUGACAAAACAAAUGUUAAAAAGUCCAAGCAACCAGUGAAGCUAUUGUCUGUGGAGGGAUUGAAAAAGGCCUUAAGUAAUGCAAGUAAAGUGACAACUAAUACCCACUCACAAGGAAUAAGAUUCCUUGCAGAAGUGACAGGCAAAAUGCACCCAAAAAAUUCAAGUAAUGUGUCAGAAGUGCCAAAUCAUCUAAAGGCUUGUCCAGAGAAAAGGUUAUCAUCAUCUGCAAAGCUGGCUCCAACUAUCUCUGUAAAAAAUCAACAACCAGAGACAAAGAGAAAGAAAACUGAGCAGGCUUCAGAAAAGAUGAUUGAAUUGGAUAUUGUUAGUUCAGACGAAGAAGGUUGAGGGUGGCAAGUUCUCGUUGACUACUCAUAACUGUGCCAAAGUCGUUACUGCAUGCAUCCUUUGGCGCCUUUUCCUUCGUUGGACAACCUUCUCCAACUGGAUUCAUAGGGCAGGAAACCAAUGCUAGUGUCUCGUCAUUGGUAUAAGUUCCAAGGAAUUGAACUUCUUUGAACGCUCAAAUGGUUUUCUUCUCAGACACCUGAUUUUUUUCCUAGGUGAGGGAGAUUUUCCUUCUCUAUAUAUUUGACAUUUUUCUGGACAGUUGUAUAGGAUUCUCUGACUACACUUUGUUUCUGUUUGGGAAAUCUCUCUAUUGAAGUGCUUGUAUAACAAGGAAAUGACCAGACUAUUCAUGUAAACAAUAUCAACUUUUAUCUCUCUUAUGAGAACAAAAUCAAUGUCAUGUGCCUACAUGAUUCUUCCA